GAUUCCUUAAUUUUUUUCAGUUAAGGAAUCUCAUAGAAUAUUAAUUAUACUGCAAUAAUGAUAGAGGAGGCAUCGUUUUCUCGGAGGAGCAGACUUAAAGUUCGCAAUAGAAUUUGCACGGUGCGAUCAGCUCACGUGAUGACCAAUGCCAAAUCAAAAAUUAACGUUAAAAGAAAAAGCAGCGCGUCAGGCGAAGGACCACCGUCGAAACGUACAAGAAAUUCACCGCUUAAUUUAUCGACGUCGAGCAACGAGAAACUGAACGAUUUUGAAAUAGAGGAGCUGCUUCGUAAGAUCAUUGAGGUGACAGAAACAUGGCCGUGUUAUGAUCUCGAAAGUCUGUUUGCCUCUCUCGAGAUAACUUUGGAAAGGAAUGAGGAAGAUUUAUGCUCGGCGGUGGAGUGCCUCGAACAGUUUAAUAAAUUAAGAAGGAUAAAAGUACACGUGAAGAAGGAACAAGAAGACUGAAUUAUCGUAUUUUUUAUCUAUCGAGAUACAUACAAAGCGUACGUGCAAUACUUGCCACAGCUACAAGCAAUGUAUUUAUCCUUUCAUCGGCUAAUCUGUAAUUUUCAGUUAUUCACCACUGUAAACCAUAACGGUCUAACAACCGCCUGUUCAAAUCCGGACCACUUCAUCAAAGAAAAUUGUUGCUAGUCUGUUGUGUGUUUUGUAAAUAAUCUAAUGAUACAUUAGUCGAUCAUUAUCAUUGUUCGUGAUUGUAUAUGUAUACUUAUUUAGAUACUGUACUGCGUGUAUCUGUAUGUGUUAGUGAUCUUUCUGUUCAAAUAUUUUGCGACACGACGUUUCUAGUAUAUGUAUAGUAUGCGCAAAGUAGUGGUGUAUGCAAAGUCGUGGAAGUUAUAUUAAAAACUGCUUAACUAUUAUGAACUAUA
Messenger RNA from Frieseomelitta varia, 896 nucleotides. RefSeq lists its product as uncharacterized. The record is from RefSeq and is a predicted model, not a curated record. The transcript has 2 exons. The coding region runs from base 58 to 468 and encodes 136 amino acids. Lineage: Eukaryota; Metazoa; Arthropoda; Insecta; Hymenoptera; Apidae.